AUGACUAUUGUCCGUCAGACCGAACACCCAGUGGAGGUCCAUGAUACCGGCCUCCCACAGAACAACUGGAGUACACCCGGUCGAGCCGCAUACGACUUCCGGUCUGAUUUUGUUACCUCCCCAAAUAUGAGCAUGCUCGAAUCCAUCGUCAACACAACACUUCUCGACGAUGAGAUGAUGGAGGAUCCAACCACUAACUAUUUCCAGGAGUGGAUGGCUCAGUUGACAGGCCAUGAAAGGGCGCUCCUUACUUAUUCGGGAACUAUGAGCAACCAGGUGGCACUCCGGACGGCUCUCACCACCCCACCAUACUCCAUCCUUGCAGACCAUCGCAGCCAUAUCCUGAACAUGGAGGCAGGUGGGGCAGCGACUGUUUGUGGCGCUCUAAUCCACGGUGUCAUCCCAGCAAAUGGCCAUCAUUUGACGCUGGAAGACAUCAAGAAGCACUUUGUCUUCAAGAAAGAUAUCUAUGACUGCCCCACUCGCGUUAUAAGCCUCGAGAACACCCUCUUCGGAACGAUUAUGCCCCUUGACGAAAUCCGAGAUAUCUCAUUGUGGGCUAAGACCCAAGACCCACCGGUUCACAUGCAUCUCGAUGGAGCAAGACUUUGGGAGGCCGUCGCUGCAGGUGCAGGUGCUCUUAGUGAGUUUUGUGCCUGCUUUGACAGCGUUUCGCUGUGCUUCACCAAGGGUCUGGGAGCACCCAUCGGAUCUGUGAUUGUAGGAAACACAGAAUUCAUCACAAGGGCAAGGUGGAUGCGUAAGCUGCUCGGUGGUGGACUGCGCCAAACAGGGAUCAUUUCGGCGCCGAUGUGCGUUGCACUCGAGGAAGUGUUCUUAGGGGGCAAGCUGAAACGGUGUCAAGAGAGAGCGAAAUAUAUCUCUACAAUGUGGGAACGUCUAGGUGGGUCUUUGCUAAGACCCACAGAGACAAACAUGAUGUGGAUGAACCUGAACGAUGGAAAUGUCGACAAGAAAGCAUUCCAAAAAGUAGCAAAAGAGCUAGGGCUCAAGGUGCACGAGAAAGAGCGCUUAGAAGGACGGUUGGUAGUGCAUUAUCAGAUAUCUGAUGACGCCAUCAAGAAGUUGGAAAUUGCGAUGAGGGCUGCAUUGAGUUGUUGA
Messenger RNA from Aspergillus welwitschiae, 1122 nucleotides. RefSeq names its product pyridoxal phosphate-dependent transferase. Gene Ontology annotation, molecular function: L-allo-threonine aldolase activity. The record is from RefSeq and is a predicted model, not a curated record. The transcript is spliced from 2 exons. Lineage: Eukaryota; Fungi; Ascomycota; Eurotiomycetes; Eurotiales; Aspergillaceae. The coding region runs from base 1 to 1122 and encodes 373 amino acids. Gene Ontology annotation, cellular component: cytosol. Gene Ontology annotation, biological process: glycine biosynthetic process; L-threonine catabolic process.